Messenger RNA from Amborella trichopoda, 3218 nucleotides. It is a transcript of the gene UPF3, whose product is annotated as Smg-4/UPF3 family protein. Gene Ontology annotation, cellular component: nucleolus; cytoplasm. The record is from RefSeq and is a predicted model, not a curated record. Gene Ontology annotation, molecular function: mRNA binding. Gene Ontology annotation, biological process: nuclear-transcribed mRNA catabolic process, nonsense-mediated decay; positive regulation of translation. NCBI's taxonomy places the organism in Eukaryota, Viridiplantae, Streptophyta, Magnoliopsida, Amborellales, Amborellaceae.
AAGCUCUAAAUUAUAAGGGAGAAGAUCGUUAAAUACGAUACAUGUAUAAACUCAACACAGAACACCUCCCCAACUCUCCCUCUCUCUCUCCUCACUUUCUCUUUCGCCCCCUUUCAUAACUCUAUCUCAGGGCUCCCCAUCAACACUUUCUAUGGAUCAACAAGCUUCAAACCCUAGGUUAGAGUUAGGGUUAGGGUUUCAGGGCGCAUGUGCAUGAUAGUGACGCGUGAAACCAUUGAUUAAAGCACUCAAGAUGUAAAACCCUAAUUGGAAUUUGGAAGGGAUCCUGGUUCAGUGGGGUUUCAUGGAUCGAUUGCAGAUCCGAGAGCUUUUGCGUGGUGUUUACAGAUGGAAUUGCAGAGAGUUUGUUUGAUAAGGGCUUCUUUGUUUAUGAAUUAGGGUUAGGGUUUCUUUUAGGGGUAGGAUAUGAAGGAUCCUUUGGAUCGAACUAAGGUAGUGGUGAGGCGCCUGCCUCCUGCUCUCACUCAACAGGCUUUAAUGGAGAAGAUUGACUCUCGCUUCUCUGGUCGCUAUGAGUGGGCUGCUUUUAGGCCAGGAAAAAACAGCUUGAAGAAUCAGCGGCACUCUCGGAUCUAUAUUGAUUUUAAAAGGCCAGAAGAUGUUCUUGAGUUUGCAGAGUUCUUUGUUGGGCAUGUAUUUGUUAAUGAGAAAGGUUCCCAGUUUAAGGCUGUUGUGGAGUAUGCACCAUCACAGCGUGUUCCAAAGCCAUGGUCUAAAAAAGAUGGCCGUGAGGGGACUAUUUUCAAAGAUCCUGAAUAUCUUGAGUUCUUGGAGUUUCUUGCGAAACCUGCUGAGAAUCUUCCUAGUGCUGAAAUACAGUUGGAAAGAAGGGAAGCUGAGCGUGCUGGUGCAUCUAAGGAGAGCCUCAUAGUUACACCUUUGAUGGAUUUCGUUCGCCAGAAACGAGCCGCAAAGAGUGGAACCCUGCAGAGAUCAUCAGCAAAUGGAAAGACUAGCAGACGAUCUACUGGAGUUUCAUCCACCAGUCCAGGUUCAAAUUCCCAGAAAAGAGGCCCAGAGAGGAGAAAAAUAUCAACUUCCAUGUAUGUUCUAAGGGAUAGUACAAAGGGCACCAGUAGCAAGGACAAAUCUACUUAUGGUUUAGUUCCUAGGAGGGAUGAACAGAAGCUCCCAGACAACUCCUCUGCUGUAUCAGCACUUGCUGGACCAGAAGCAUUAGAUGAUGAAUCUGUUGGUGUCGCUGAUGUGACCGCUGCCACUGUGGGUGGAACUCUUGAAAGUGGAAAGAAAAAAGUAUUGCUUCUGAAAGGGAAGGAUAGAGAAGCUUCACAGGCAUCAGGCAGUGUAGUACAGCAGCAAACAGUUUCAUCUCCAAUCAGGAAUUUGUCUGGUUCAGCACCCUUCAGACAAAGCCAACGCAGGGACGGCAAUUCAAGAAUGGUCAAGAGCAUACUUUCGAACAAGGAUGGACGACAGGUUCCGGCACAUGUACUAACCCAAACAGAGCAGCAGUUGCAGGGGUUGAGUUUAGAAAAAGACAAGCGCCCACCCCGCCCCAAUUCCACACGUUUAGCUUCAAAAGACCAUCUGUCUGGUUACCUGAUGCCCACUUCUAUGUCUGAUUCUGAUCCCAAAAAGGCCUUGGAUCAGAAGAUAACUGGGAAUGAUUCUUAUGGCCUUGUUCCUGCAAAUGAGAAGCAAGAGAAACGUACUAGAAAUAAGGACAGGCCCGAUCGUGCUGUGUGGACUCCACUUCGCCGGUCAGAUGGAAUCCACACCGUUGAUGAAUCGCAGAUGACAUCUGAUUCAUUGGAAAAGUUAUCUAAUGCUCAAGAGCUAAAGCUUGGGGAUGAUACUGAGGAAUGUGAUGGUUUGGGCUCUAAUGCAUCUUCAUCUAUGGGGAAAUCUCGUACUUCAGAUUUGGGUUAUCAUAAUUCUCGCUCUGGGCGUGGUGCUUCUUCAUCUUCCUCUGAGCAUUCCCUGAAUCAGGGGGAUACAAAAUUUGAUACAUCUAGUGCAAGCAGGAGCUUAGAAAUGAAAACCCAAGGAACUGGGCGCAGCAGUACUGUAUCAGUAGAAAAUGGUUCACAUAGACAUGCUGGUCGCCGAUCAUCAUCAACUGGAUUGAAGGAUGCAGAUGGUUCGAUGAACUUGCCAGAUGGAAAGCCUGUUAAGAGAGGAGGCAUUCCAAGCUAUGGAGCCCAUGAGAAGCAAAUUUGGGUUCAGAAGUCAGGAACAGGUACCUAGUGCAUCUUAAAAAGGAUGAUAAAUCCAAUGUGACAUCAUUUUGGUGUCUGGAUAUCAUUAUACCAUCAAGUUUUGGGUUUGUGACCAGUCACAACCGGUUUCUUUUGUCAACCAAGAUACUCUCAGCUGCCACAUAUACCCAUCUCUCUUUCUCUCUCAGGCAUAUCCCACUGGUGAGUACAAGAGGAGCAAAAAGUUUUAGCCGCUAUUUUCUCACUCGACUGAGCUCUGUAAAGAAUCUAUCGAUGUAGAACAUUGAGAAGGCAGCUUUUUGCAAGACUAUACAGGCGAUGGAAUAUCUUAGAUGGUUCUCUCUCUAAAGCCAAUUUUUCAGAGUCAUCAGUUUGGAAAUGGGAACAAAAUAUUCAGUUAUCCUUUCAGCUGCCCGAAGUUCAUUGACCCCCAAAGAUCAAAGGCAAAAAGAACAUGAAAAUCUUUAAGUUCGUAUCUGACCAUACAAAUAUUUGGGGAUAUUCUAGUUGGGUGGUGUAAAUGUAUAGAGAAGCAGGUUUAUUCUUAUCAAGUCGGCAUGUCUCAUGAGGCUUGGGUAUUUUGAGUAUUUUGUUCUCAUCUUAGGCAUGCCAAAGCCCUGUGUAUAUGCUGGGUGAAUCCUCUUUUGCACCCAACUGUUUAUAGUUCCAGGUUGAAAAGCCCUUAAAAAUACAGUUGAAAGGAAGAUUAUGCGAAUAAGCGUGCAGCGAGAGUUGAGAACUGGCGAGGGAUCAGUUGCUGUUUUAGAGUGAGAAGACGGGGGGCUUGGAUUGGCCGGCUAGUUAGUAGUAGAAGGGGGAGGGGACCGAAGUGUGAGAUGAGUUGUUUUGGUUUGGGUUGUUUUUGGUGUUUCUGAAAUCAAGAUGUGAUCACUUAAUGAUAUCGAAUAUGUUUUGCAGGUUCUACUGUAUAUUUUUAUCAGAGAACCUGAAUUUGCUGAUGUUAGGGUCCCUAACCUGUUGGGCUUUUUCUAUAAUACGUCUUGGGAUUGGCGCACA